Messenger RNA from Meira miltonrushii, 1098 nucleotides. RefSeq lists its product as uncharacterized. The transcript is spliced from 7 exons. The record is from RefSeq and is a predicted model, not a curated record. NCBI's taxonomy places the organism in Eukaryota, Fungi, Basidiomycota, Exobasidiomycetes, Exobasidiales, Brachybasidiaceae. Bases 1 to 1098 code for a protein of 365 amino acids.
AUGCAAGUGCUCACCACUUUCUACAUUCUAGUAUUGUCCCUUUACUCUUUUUCAUGCUUUGGUGUGGGUGAUGACACCUUUGACUGGUGGAAAGAUGAAAACAACAUCUUGCCAAGCGAAGAAUUUGCCUACUUUCGACAAAGCAAAAGUAGAACAAGUCUAGAAAAUGUGCAAAACGAAUCUCCAGCACCGAAUAUCACGCCAACACAUCGAACAACUUCCUCUCAAAGCUCCAAAGCCCAGGAUUAUCAUUCACGUAAGAAAGAAUAUUGGAAGCAACGAAGAUUACAUAUCAUGCACAAAGAUCCAGCAAGGCACAAAAAAAGCCUAGAACGAAGAAGAGAACUAAAUAAAGGCAUCUCUGCCGAAAAGAGGGAAGCGAGAUUGGCAGUCCGACGACGUCAAUGGGAAGAGAAAAAGAUGCAACAAAGACCAUUGACAUAUGAAGCUUUUAUCAACGAGAAGGAAAGGAAAAAGAUUGUCAAUCACCGCUAUAGAACAAACCUAAAAGCAAAAGCCGAAGGGGUGUCAUCGCAUUGUAUUGCCUUUGCGCUUGAUCAUGCUAAUUGCACAGCCGAUAUAGCCCCGAGUGAUCUCGUGGGAUGUCUGCAUUUAAUGUUCGCAAUCAUUCUGCUUAUCGUUCUUCUCUUUGAUCACCAUGCAUGCAAUAUGAUUAGGCUGAUUUAUGUUCUCCUUUUAGCUCUUACUUAUGUCAAUUGUGUCAAAGAUGAUAUUUUCAAUUGGCUUCAAGAUGAUGAUAAUAUUGUCUCAUCAAAAGAUUUGGCAAUCAUCAAAAGGACACAGAAAGAACAGGAAGAAGAAAGAGGAAGGCAUACCAGUAGUCUGAGUGGGGCUACAAAUGUACCGUCUUCGGUUGGAGCAAGAAAUCAAUCACCUCAAAUUGCAUCCUCAGUCCAACAAGAGGCAAAAGAUCAAACAAUAAAAGGUCGAAAGAAAGAAUAUUCCAGUAUAGCAGAACAAAAACGAAAAUAUCGUUUACACGUUAAGCAAAACAUCUGCUUGCAUAGAAUCCGAUUCAAUAUGCCCGAGAAAAAGAAAGACGAAACACUAGAAGAAGAAAAGCAUAUGCAAAUUUGA